AUGGCGUCACUUCUCUCCACCACCACGCAAACCCCUCCAAACCACACAAAUAUUGCACAAGGCCUGUAUGCUGACCAGGUUAUUUUUCUUUCCUUCUCUGAGCUCCUGGCCAACAUGGACUUAACAUGGAUGGCGGAUUUUCUCAAGGGCAUGGUGAAGCCGCUGGCCGCGACGGUGGUGGUGCUGUUGGCGGUGGCCUUAUCCUUCAUGCAGAAGCUGGGUUUGGGUGGAGAGAUGAUUUACUCCAUUGCUAGGGCCUUUGUCCAGCUCUCCAUUAUUGGGUUUGUUCUGCAGUUCAUUUUCACUCGGGACAAUGCUGCUUGGAUCAUUCUGGCUUACCUUUUCAUGGUAACUGUGGCUGGUUACACAGCAGGCCAAAGGGCUAAGCAUGUCCCUAGAGGGAAGUAUGUUGCUGGGGCUUCCAUAUUGGCUGGAACCUCAGUCACAAUGCUCCUGCUUGUUUUGCUCAGAGUCUUCCCAUUCACUCCAAGAUAUAUCAUCCCUGUUGCAGGAAUGAUGGUAGGAAAUUCAAUGACAGUAACCGGGGUUACAAUGAAAAGACUUCGCGACGAUAUUCGAACUCAAAUGAAUCUGGUAGAGACGGCAUUGGCUCUCGGGGCCACCCCGCGCCAAGCAACACUUCAGCAGGUGAAGAGAGCUUUGGUAAUUUCCCUGUCUCCGGUUCUGGACAAUGCGAAAACCGUGGGUCUCAUCUCGCUUCCUGGUGCCAUGACGGGGCUUAUAAUGGGAGGAGCUUCUCCUCUGGAGGCCAUUCAGCUACAGAUUGUUGUGAUGAACUUUCUCAUUGGUGCAUCUACAGUUAGCAGCAUCUUGUCAACAUAUCUGUGUUGGCCUGCCUUCUUUACUAAAGCUUAUCAGUUAGAGACCAAGGUCUUCUCCUCAGAAUGA
Molecule: messenger RNA, 909 nt
Organism: Prunus armeniaca (apricot)
Lineage: Eukaryota; Viridiplantae; Streptophyta; Magnoliopsida; Rosales; Rosaceae
Source: the annotation of a GenBank genome assembly